Messenger RNA from Penicillium samsonianum, 969 nucleotides. RefSeq lists its product as uncharacterized. Lineage: Eukaryota; Fungi; Ascomycota; Eurotiomycetes; Eurotiales; Aspergillaceae. The transcript has 2 exons. The coding region runs from base 1 to 969 and encodes 322 amino acids. The record is from RefSeq and is a predicted model, not a curated record.
AUGUCCACGAAGCCUGUCACAAGAGUUGCCAUUGUCGGAGCUACCGGCCGCCUUGGCGGAGCCUUUGCUAAAUCGCUUCUACAAACGGGCCAGCAUACAGUCACAGCUCUCACCCGUGAAGAUAGUCAGGGAAUGCUCCCCGAUGGAGUUCGAGCUGUUCGAGUUGACUACGACGACGAGGACUCACUUGUCCAAGCUUUGAAUGGCCAACAAUUUCUUGUGAUUACUCUGAGCGUCCAAGCCCCCGACGAGCUUCAUGCUAGGAUUACCGCAGCUGCCGGAAAGGCUGGUGUCCCCUACAUCAUGCCCAAUGCGUACGGAUACCCCAUUAGCUCCGAAGGCGUGAAGGACGGGGAUUUAUACGGAAAGCGCGUUCUCGCUCGAAUCGAUGACGCUCAAAAUGGUGUCUCGUCCUCAGUGACACUGCCAUGUGGGUUCUGGUACGAAUGGAGCCUGGCAAUCGGCGAGCAAUGGUUUGGCUUCACGAUCAAAGACCGGAAGGUGACCUUUUUCGACGACGGCUCUCGAAUCAUUAGCGUCAGCACUUGGGACCAAUGCGGUCGUGCGCUGGCCGCUCUUCUCAGCCUGCCGGAGUCGGGAGCAACCCCUGCGCUUGUCGACUUCAAGAACAAGGAAGUCCGGAUCAAUAGCUUCCGCGUCUCCCAACGCGAUAUGCUCGAUAGUCUGCAUCGUGUCUUGGGCACCACAGACUCUGACUGGGAGAUUACUCACGAGAGUGUCGCUAAGCGCCUUGCAGACGGCGCUGAGGAGAUGACUAAGGGUGUCUUCACGGGGUUUCCUAAAAUGCUUUAUGGGGGUGUAUUUUCGCCAAGCAACAAGGAAGCCGAUUUUGCAGGGACAAUGGAGUUGGCGAAUGAUACAUUAGGGCUACCUAAAGAGGACUUGGAUGAAGCGACUAAGAGGGUGGUCGAUAUGGUGGCUGGAGGAUGGAACCCCUUUGGGAAAUAA